AUUACGUAUUCAGAUACUGCUUUGCUUCAUCCUCUCUAAAAUUUAACACCGAGGAGUUUAAGAAAUGAAGAUAAGGAACUCGAAUUAUUUUUAAACUUUGGAUCAAUGUAAAGGCAAUCUAAUAUUUGGAAAAUACUUGCAAUGUUGUUCUCCUGGCGAGAAGAUCCUGGAGCCCAGUGCCUGCUGCUUUCUCUUCUGCUCCUCGCAGCCUCGGAGGUGGGGAGCGGCCAGCUCCACUACUCCGUCUCUGAGGAGGCCAAGCAUGGCACCUUCGUGGGCCGCAUCGCGCAGGACCUGGGGCUGGAGCUGGCGGAGCUGGUGCCGCGCCUGUUCCGGGUGGCGUCCAAAAGACACGGGGACCUUCUGGAGGUAAAUCUGCAGAAUGGCAUUUUGUUUGUGAAUUCUCGGAUAGACCGCGAGGAACUGUGCGGGCGGAGCGCGGAGUGCAGCAUCCACCUGGAGGUGAUCGUGGACAGGCCGCUGCAGGUUUUCCAUGUGGAGGUGGAAGUGAAGGACAUUAAUGACAACGCGCCAGUUUUUCCAAUGGCUGUAAAGAAUCUGUUUAUUUCCGAAUCCCGACAGCCUGGCUCUCGGUUUUCGCUAGAGGGCGCAUCAGAUGCAGAUAUCGGAACAAAUUCGUUGUUGACUUACAGUCUUGAUUCCACUGAAUAUUUUACCUUGGACGUUAAAAGAAAUGAUGAGGAAAUUAAAUCCCUUGGACUCGUGUUGAAAAAAAAUUUAAAUCGAGAGGACACUCCUAAGCAUUAUUUACUAAUAACAGCAAUUGAUGGUGGGAAACCAGAGCUCACUGGCACGACUCAACUAAAGAUCACUGUUUUAGAUGUAAACGACAACGCCCCAGCGUUUGAGAGGACGAUCUAUAAAGUCAGAUUACUCGAAAAUGCACCAAAUGGUACCCUAGUGGUGACCGUUAACGCCACCGAUUUGGAUGAAGGAGUAAAUAAGGAUAUCGCGUAUUCUUUCAAUACGGACAUGUCAGCAGAUAUUCUGUCAAAAUUCCAUUUAGAUCCAGUCAAUGGACAAAUCAGUGUAAAGGGUAACAUAGAUUUCGAGGAAAGUAAGUCAUAUGAAAUCCAGGUAGAAGCCACGGAUAAAGGAAAUCCCCCAAUGUCAGAUCACUGCACAGUUCUACUCGAAAUUGUGGACAUCAAUGAUAAUGUACCUGAGUUAGUUAUUCAAUCACUAUCUUUACCUGUAUUAGAAGACUCUCCACUUAGCACAGUCAUCGCUCUGAUCAGCGUGUCCGACCGCGACUCAGGAGUCAAUGGACAGGUCACCUGCUCGCUGACGCCCCACGUCCCCUUCAAGCUGGUGUCCACCUUCAAGAAUUACUACUCAUUGGUGCUGGACAGCCCUCUGGACCGCGAGAGCGUGUCGGCCUAUGAGCUGGUGGUGACUGCUCGGGACGGGGGCUCGCCUUCACUGUGGGCCACGGCCAGCGUGUCCGUGGAGGUGGCCGACGUGAACGACAAUGCGCCGGCAUUCUCGCAGUCCGAGUACACGGUGUUCGUGAAGGAGAACAACCCGCCGGGCUGCCACAUCUUCACGGUGUCUGCGCGGGACGCGGACGCGCAGGAGAACGCCCUGGUGUCCUACUCGCUGGUGGAACGGCGGGUGGGGGAGCGCGCGCUGUCGAGCUACGUGUCGGUACACGCGGAGAGCGGCAAGGUGUACGCGCUGCAGCCGCUGGACCACGAGGAGCUAGAGCUGCUGCAGUUCCAGGUGAGUGCGCGCGAUGCGGGCGUGCCGCCUCUGGGCAGCAACGUGACGCUGCAGGUGUUCGUGCUGGACGAGAACGACAACGCGCCGGCACUGCUGAUGCCUCGGGUGGGUGGCAUCGGUGGCGCAGUGAGCGAGCUGGUGCCGCGGUCAGUGGGUGCGGGCCACGUGGUAGCGAAGGUGCGCGCAGUGGAUGCAGACUCAGGCUACAACGCGUGGCUUUCGUAUGAGCUGCAGCCUGGGACCGGCGGUGCGCGCAUCCCGUUUCGCGUGGGGCUGUACACGGGAGAGAUCAGCACGACCCGUGCCCUGGACGAGGUGGACGCCCCGCGCCAUCGCCUACUGGUGCUGGUGAAGGACCACGGUGAACCCUCAUUGACCGCCACGGCCACUGUGCUGGUGUCGCUGGUGGAGAGUGGCCAGGCACCCAAGGCCUCGUCCCAGGCGUCCGCUGGCGCCACGGGCCCGGAAGCUGCACUGGUGGAUGUCAACGUGUACUUGAUCGUCGCCAUCUGCGCGGUGUCCAGUCUGUUGGUGCUCACACUGCUGCUAUAUACUGCUCUGCGGUGCUCCGCGCCGCCAACCGAAGGCGACUGUGGGCCGGGCAAGCCCACGCUGGUGUGCUCCAGCGCGGUGGGGAGCUGGUCAUACUCGCAGCAGAGGCAGCAGAGGGUGUGCUCUGGAGAGGGGUUGCCCAAGACCGACCUCAUGGCUUUUAGCCCUAGCCUUCCUCCUUGUCCAAUUAGCCGGGAUAGAGAGGAGAAACAGGAUGUGGACGUUGAUCUCUCAGCCAAACCACGACAGCCCAACCCUGACUGGCGUUACUCUGCCUCCCUGAGAGCAGGCAUGCACAGCUCUGUGCACCUAGAGGAGGCUGGCAUUCUACGGGCUGGUCCAGGAGGGCCUGAUCAGCAGUGGCCAACAGUAUCCAGUGCAACACCAGAACCAGAGGCAGGAGAAGUGUCCCCUCCAGUCGGUGCGGGUGUCAACAGCAACAGCUGGACCUUUAAAUACGGACCAGGCAACCCCAAACAAUCCGGUCCCGGUGAGUUGCCCGACAAAUUCAUUAUCCCAGGAUCUCCUGCAAUCAUCUCCAUCCGGCAGGAGCCUACUAACAGCCAAAUUGACAAAAGUGACUUCAUAACCUUCGGCAAAAAGGAGGAGACCAAGAAAAAGAAGAAAAAGAAGAAGGGUAACAAGACCCAGGAGAAAAAAGAGAAAGGGAACAGCACGACUGACAACAGUGACCAGUGAGGUCCUCAAAUGGAAACAAGCCACUUAGCCAGUUUUUGUAAUAAUGGCAAAUCUCUCCCAUGUAGCAAUUCCCUGCUCCUUUUUCCUAUCUACAUGAGCCCUCUUAGAGACCUCAGAAAUCUGCAGAAAGUUCCCUGUGUCUGUCUAGAACGCAUUUAACAGGUUUUGUCGUAAAAGCUUUACUAAGUCUGGUGUUAACUCUUUCUCUCCACUCUGGCUUGUUUUCAGAACCUAAAAAGCAGACCCAAGUUUCCUUUCUCCUCCGCCGCAAAGGAGAGGCUUCCCAGCCCCGCCAGUGAGAGGUUGGACUCUCUGCCCUGUGCUCCGGGGAUCCUGUCUUGAUGACACUUGCAGGGCAGGCUGAAAAGUUUUGAGAUUGAGCAGCUUGGGAGUUUGUGGCCACUGGGUAUGUGUGGCUACCGCGGGUAUGCGAGUGCCAGAUAUUGGCUGAGACGAGCCAGCUUAGACUAAUUGGUACAAGGAAGGCAAGAAAACAAAGACAAAUAAACAGCGGAAGUUAUCAGUAUGGAGGGGAAGUGUAAACUUAAAGGGACCAGACUUUCUAAAUCUUACAACUCAAGAGGUGGCAGCCACCCUCUAGGAGACAAAACUACCCCCACUGACAAGGCUUUAGGAGACCCUAAAGUCUGUUGGCUGUGACGUCAUUAUACCUAAAAUCUGCAUCAUACCUGCAAGCCAACAGUUCAGUGUUUUAACAGAGAACCACCCUGGGAAACAGAAGCAGAUCUGAUGUGUUUCCUAUACAUGUCCUGUGCUCACUUUAUUAAAAAUUCUUUUGCACACAAUGUUUAUGAAAAGGCCAGAUCCUUUUCCAAUACUUAUGCAAAAGCAAAAGAAAACCCCGACACCUCACCUUUCGCUGUUUGUUGUUUCAUAGAUUUAUUUAAAAAAAGAGAAAGUCUAUAGCUAUAAAUCUUUAAAGAGAAAUAUGAAUACAAUUCCCCUAAACUCUCCUCAAAAGAGAAUUCAGUCUACAGCCAUUUAAAUGAUCAUUGCUGCUACAGAAGUGCUUUAAGAGAAUUGCCUGAAACAUCUGUAUUAUAUCGGCCACCUGCCAAUCACAGCUUUACUCUUUCAGGUCACUCUGGGGCUGCCUCUUGCAUGUAUUACUAAAUAAAAUGAUCUCUCUUUCUCUCUCUCUCUCUCUUUUCUAAGAAACAAUUAUGUGCACUUUGAUACACAACCUUCUCUAACCAACUAUAUAUCAAGACCCAAAAAUUGAAGAAAAAUAUUGUUUUCUCAUACAGUGAGCAGAUUUUUCAAUCUACUAAUUCUGUGACUUGUCUUGGUGUGCUAGCCUACACCUUCUCUUUGGUUUAGUUUUCCUUUUCUAUAACACUCUGAAUUGCUAAUCUUACUAACACCUAUGAUGUUACCUGAAAUCAAUCUCCCAUAUGUAUGCUGUAUGCUAUGCUAAGACUCCUGAAAUAUACUUACUCUGUGCUUGUGUAUGUGAAUGUUAAUGCAACUAUUACCUAGAGUGAACUUUAAGCUUUAUUGUUGAAUGUAAUUCCAUUAUAUUUCCUUUUGUACACCUGUGAAAAAGUGGAGUAGUGUUUUUUUAACCAUUGUUAAUCAGCUUUUGUGUAUGAAAGACACAGUAAAAUUUCUUUCUUAAAUCAAGAUACUGGUGAUUCAAGGAAUUUUAUUUAUGGUCCAGCCAAGAGCCAUCUCGUGCCAAGACUUCUGCUGGCAAGGGAAUGGAUAAAGCUGUUUUGUUCUAGUAACAAUUUUGGAAUGAAUACUGACAAUAUUCCAUGAGGGUGUGCAAGCACAAAUUUUACCAAUCUGACCUCUUUGAAGUUGCAGAAUGCUUUGAAAUUCUAAUGGUAUCUGAAAUAUCAGCUCAUAGAAAGUAACAAAAUUUGCUGUCACCUUAAAUAAGACAUUUUAAUUUUGUUAUAAUGUACAAUUUAGAAGUUUGAUUAAUUAUAUUAUCUAUUUAGGCAUUAAUAUAAAAGAGGUAGGAGUCUGUUAUUUAAAAAAAGCAUUAAAUUUAAAAAAAAACUGUCUUGUCUACUUUUAGCUUCAUUCUCCCAUAUUUUGAAGGGUGUGUAACUUCAGCUCUGCAGGAUUGCAUGGGGUAAAACUUGUUACCAACACAUGUGAACCAUUGCUACAUUGUAGGUUGUGAUCAUUUUGCCCCACUGAAGCCCAUGUAUCUGACCUUACGUGCCUUUUGAACUAGGAGAAUCGGGCUAAUUUAUUAAUGAUGAUAAUUAUAAUGUAUCUGUACAGCACUUUUUACAUUUGCGAAGUGCUUUCCAAUCCAUGUUAGUUACUAGUUAUUACAGCUGUAAGGAUAAAACACGUCAUGUGGAUUCAUUUUGAAUUGGUGCUAUUGGUAUUUCCUCUGUUAUUGCUAAUAAAUGAAAAUGGUGGUAUGAAA
Messenger RNA from Homo sapiens (human), 5404 nucleotides. RefSeq names its product protocadherin alpha 3 (gene PCDHA3). NCBI's taxonomy places the organism in Eukaryota, Metazoa, Chordata, Mammalia, Primates, Hominidae. The transcript has 4 exons. Gene Ontology annotation, molecular function: calcium ion binding. The record is from RefSeq and is marked reviewed. The coding region runs from base 142 to 2994 and encodes 950 amino acids. Gene Ontology annotation, cellular component: membrane; plasma membrane. Gene Ontology annotation, biological process: nervous system development; cell adhesion; homophilic cell-cell adhesion.